CCGCGUGCCUCUCACACUAACCGCGAUAGUAAUGCUAUAAAACCGUAAACGUAACCGAAUCCCAUAGCAUUCAUUCAUUUCGAAAAUCAAAAUCAAAUUCAGAGUUCAAAUGGGUACCUCUCAGAGCCGCGAGGGUCUCGAAGUCACUGACUCUGACUCUGAUGAUUACGAACACGAAGAAGAUAAAGAAAAAGAAGAAGAAGACGAAGAUCAUGAGCAAUACAAAGACUCUCAAGCUUCCUCUGUAUCCCAAUCUACCCAGCUCGAUGAAGUAGACGCAAGGCUCAAAGCUUUGAAACUCAAAUACCAAUCACCUUCUUCACAAACCCCUCUUCCCAAAAACGCCGUCAAGCUUUACCUUCACAUCGGCGGCAACACUCCCAAUGCCAAGUGGAUCCUCUCCGACAAGCGUACUUCCUACGCCUUCGUCAAAUCCAACGAAGACGAAGAUGAAAACGAUGAAGACGAGGGUGGUGAGUGGGUUCUCAAAGUCGGUUCCAAGGUUCGCGCUAGGGUUUCCUCCGAAAUGCAAUUGAAAAUGUUCGGCGAUCAACGCCGUGUGGAUUUCGUCUCCAACGGCGUCUGGGCCUUGAAAUUCCCCACCGACGAAUCCUACCGGAAAUUCGUUACCGAAUUCCAGAAUUGCAUGUUCGAGAACGUGUACGGGCUUGAAUCCACCGAAGAGAACAAGGUGAAGGUUUACGGGAAGGAGUUUAUCGGGUGGGUUAAACCGGAAGCCGCCGACGAUUCGGUCUGGGAGGAUGCUGACGAUGGGCUCGGGAAGAGUCCCGAACCGGCUCCGGUUCGGCCGAGAGAGGAUUUAAUUGAAGAGUUCGAAGAGGCCGCGAACGGCGGAGGGGUUCAGACGUUAACGCUGGGCGCUCUCGACAACAGUUUCUUGCUUAACGACACCGGCGUUCACGUUUACCGGAAUUUCAACCGUGGGAUUCACGGCAAGGGCGUUGCCGUGAAAUUUAACGGUGGGAAUUCGAGACAAGAGACACCGAACAAGGCGUUGUUGAUGAGAGCAGAGACUAACAUGAUGCUCAUGAGUCCCUUAACAGAUGGGAAGCCCAACGCUUCGAAGCUUCACCAGCUUGAUAUUGAGACGGGGAAGAUUGUAACGGAAUGGAAGUUUGAGAAGGAUGGUGCUGAUAUCACGAUGAGGGAUAUCACUAAUGAUACAAAGGGUUCACAAUUGGAUCCCUCGGAAUCAACCUUUUUGGGGUUGGAUGAUAAUAGGCUAUGUCAAUGGGACAUGCGUGAUAGGAAAGGGAUUGUUCAGAACAUUGCCACGGCUAGUUCGCCUGUGUUGCAUUGGAACCAGGGGCAUCAGUUCUCGAGAGGGACUAACUUUCAGUGCUUUGCAACAACUGGAGAUGGGUCCAUUGUUGUGGGGUCAUUGGAUGGGAAGAUAAGGUUGUAUUCGAAGACUUCGAUGAGGCAAGCUAAGACUGCUUUCCCAGGGCUUGGUUCGCCAAUUACCAGUGUUGAUGUUACUUUUGAUGGCAAGUGGGUGCUGGGCACCACUGACACUUAUUUGGUACUGAUUUGUACCUUGUUCACUGAUAAAGAUGGGAGAACCAAGACUGGGUUUAGUGGUCGUAUGGGAAACAGGAUUGGUGCUCCCAGACUCUUGAAGCUGACUCCUCUGGAUUCGCAUUUAGCUGGCGCUGGCAAUAAGUUUCAUGGUGGCCAUUUCUCAUGGGUCACUGAGAAUGGUAAACAGGAACGCCACCUUGUUGCAACUGUGGGCAAGUUUAGUGUGAUAUGGGAUUUUCAGCAGGUGAAGAACAGUGCUCAUGAAUGUUACAGGAAUCAACAAGGGCUGAAGAGCUGUUACUGUUAUAAGAUAUUAUUAAAGGAUGAGUCAAUUGUAGAAUCACGAUUUAUGCAUGACAAGUUUGCUGUUAGUGACUCCCCAGAAGCUCCGUUGGUGGUGGCAACUCCUAUGAAAGUCAGCUCUAUCAGCCUGUCUGGAAAGCGACAUGGUUAAACCUUUGUUUACGUUUUUUUGUUUUAGGGUUUCAAAUUUCUGGUGUUAAGAGUGCCUUUGAACAACUUAUUGAAUUGUAUUCAAGUUGAUGCUGUUUAUUCUUGUGUACAGUUAAGUUUUAGGUUUCCCUGUAUCUAUUUUCACUCUUAUACUGUGUUCAUUUUUGUGAUUACAAGUCUGGGUUUGCAAACAGUGAACUGUCCUUUUUUUUGUUUUUUCCCUCCAAAUAAAGAAAGAUUAA
This is a messenger RNA of Gastrolobium bilobum, 2237 nucleotides long. RefSeq names its product protein CYPRO4. Gene Ontology annotation, molecular function: protein binding. Bases 110 to 1996 code for a protein of 628 amino acids. The record is from RefSeq and is a predicted model, not a curated record. Gene Ontology annotation, cellular component: nucleus; cytoplasm. The transcript has 2 exons. Lineage: Eukaryota; Viridiplantae; Streptophyta; Magnoliopsida; Fabales; Fabaceae.